AAGUGUCUAGGAUGUUUUUAUUCCAGCUUCUGGCUGUGGGCAUAUGCGUUCGUGUCCUUGAUUAAAGGUUGCUCAGCAUGUGAACCAGAAGAACGGUUAUUUCAAAAACUUUUCUCCCAUUACAACCACUUCAUCAGACCGGUGGAAAAUGUAUCUGAUCCUGUGACAGUACAUUUUGAAGUGGCAAUUACACAGCUUGCAAAUGUGGAUGAAGUCAAUCAGAUUAUGGAAACCAACCUGUGGCUGCGACAUAUUUGGAAUGACUAUAAAUUGCGAUGGGAUCCAAUGGAAUAUGGUGGAAUUGAAUUUGUUCGAGUGCCGGCGGAUAAAAUUUGGAAACCUGAUAUCGUCUUGUAUAACAAUGCUGUUGGGGAUUUUCAAGUCGAAAGCAAGACCAAAGCUCUUCUUAAAUAUGAUGGGAUGAUCACUUGGACUCCACCUGCUAUUUUUAAAAGCUCCUGUCCUAUGGACAUCACAUUUUUUCCCUUUGACCACCAGAAUUGUUCACUGAAAUUUGGCUCCUGGACAUAUGACAAAGCCAAAAUUGACCUCCUGAUUAUUGGAUCCAAAGUGGAUAUGAAUGACCUUUGGGAAAACAAUGAAUGGGAAAUAGUUGAUGCUUCUGGCUAUAAACACGAUAUAAAAUAUAAUUGUUGUGAAGAGAUCUAUACAGAUAUAACAUACUCCUUUUAUAUCCGAAGGCUACCCAUGUUUUACACCAUUAAUCUGAUCAUUCCCUGUCUCUUCAUUUCGUUCCUAACUCUAUUAGUCUUUUACCUUCCAUCUGACUGUGGUGAGAAGGUGACCCUCUGCAUCUCAGUGCUACUUUCUCUGACGGUAUUUUUGUUGGUGAUCACAGAGACAAUCCCGUCAACCUCUCUGGUCAUUCCACUGGUUGGCGAAUACCUGCUCUUCACCAUGAUAUUUGUGACCCUAUCAAUUGUCAUCACAGUGUUUGUGCUGAACAUCCAUUACAGGACUCCAACCACACACACCAUGCCCAAAUGGGUAAAAAGCGUCUUUCUCAAGCUCCUGCCUAAAGUCCUGAUGAUGACGAGACCUCUAGAGCCGCAGAAAGAAGCCAGCUCUAAAAAGAGUAAGAAAGGGCUUGCCAAUAAAUCUAGCAAGAUGAAGCAAUACGGAGACUUUAAAUUAUACAAGGAGCAGAGAUGCUGCCACUGUGACAAGGUGAACGCACUUGUUACCGGCAAAAGAAGAUUGAGCCCUCAGCCCAUGAAAUGGGGGAUGGAGCACGUCAAGUACUCCGCUGAAGUGGGCGAGGUAAUUAGCAACGUUCAGUUCAUCGCUGAAAACAUGAGGGGCCAAAACGAAACUAAAGAGGUGGAGGAUGACUGGAAAUACGUGGCUAUGGUGAUAGACAGGGUGUUCCUUUGGGUGUUCAUCGUUCUCUGUGUGUUUGGGACAGGAGGGUUAUUUCUGCAGCCACUAAUAGCAGACACAUAAUCCCAAGAAUGCUGGUUGGUUUUUGUUUUGUCCAAUUCCCUACUUUUUUGGAGCUCCACCCAUCCCCUCCACUUUCUCUUGUUACACUCGGCCCAUCCUCCAAGGGUCCAUCUGCAAAGGGCUGCUGUUAAGGUGAUGUUCCCUCUGGCUAAGCGGUCAGGGUGUGGCUUCCCCUUCCAACAGUCACAGGGAGAGAGAAGGCAUUCCAUCCUGAGGUCAGUUUCAGACUGUCACAUAUCAUCGUCGAGUGCCCACCGACUGACUUCAACGGCGGGCUGCCGUCUCUCCACCUGGCUGA
This is a messenger RNA of Terrapene triunguis (Three-toed box turtle), 1762 nucleotides long. RefSeq names its product neuronal acetylcholine receptor subunit alpha-6. The record is from RefSeq and is a predicted model, not a curated record. Gene Ontology annotation, biological process: regulation of membrane potential; nervous system process; chemical synaptic transmission. Gene Ontology annotation, molecular function: acetylcholine-gated monoatomic cation-selective channel activity; transmembrane signaling receptor activity. Bases 226 to 1464 code for a protein of 412 amino acids. The transcript has 6 exons. Gene Ontology annotation, cellular component: neuron projection; postsynaptic membrane; synapse. NCBI's taxonomy places the organism in Eukaryota, Metazoa, Chordata, Testudines, Emydidae.